Molecule: messenger RNA, 501 nt
Organism: Haemonchus placei
Lineage: Eukaryota; Metazoa; Nematoda; Chromadorea; Rhabditida; Trichostrongylidae
Source: the annotation of a GenBank genome assembly
AUGAUGGAAGGAGAUGACGAUGAGGAGGAGGAGGAAGAAGGCAGCAGUAGUCUUGAACGCAGGUAUCCAACGAGCCGAUAUCUUGAAGAAGAUGAUGUAGGAGAAUGGGAGGAGGAAGUUGUAAUAAGGCGAACUCCAAGAAGACGAUUCGACAGUUAUUCGACUCCCAGAGAGUCUUCAUUCAAGAACUCCUAUGCGGUACCUAAGGACAGAUCACACCGUUUUGAAAAUCCGUCUCCUUCACGAUCAUCUUACUAUCAAAACAGUUCACAACAGCGGUACUCGUCUCAUCGCCCAUCAUCUUCGUCACCAUCCAGGCGAUACGUCUCGUUAGCGGACAGAGAUACAAGAAAUUACGACCCGUCAUUAUUUCGACGGUACACUAAUCGGCAAGAGCAAUCGCUGCUCUCGCAAAAACGAACUGCACCGUCAACGUCGAGGGAAUUCCUCAGUUCCGAUUCGGAACCUGAUCUUCAGGCCUUAGAUGAUAACCCACGAUGA